Molecule: messenger RNA, 1172 nt
Organism: Chara braunii
Lineage: Eukaryota; Viridiplantae; Streptophyta; Charophyceae; Charales; Characeae
Source: the annotation of a GenBank genome assembly
CGUACUCAUACAAGUCACUUCAGAGAUUCUCCUGACUGUUGGGUCAGAUACCCGAGGACUAACCCCUCCCCCCCCCCAACUGAGAAGACAAGACCAGGAUCAGGAUAGGGCAUCAGCAGAGGAGGCAGAAACUUCUGGAAGUCUGUGUGGAUGGAGGGCGAGGACAAGGACGUUGAAGCCUACUUUUGUGUCUUGGAUGGGGUAGUCAGAGAGAUAGGAGCAGAUGCAGUUGUCGGCGUCGUCAGGGACAAGGCAAGGGUGUGUGUCAAGGCGGGGAAGAUGGUGGAGGCUGCCUAUUCUAACAUCUUUCGCGUUGGAUGUACUGCACAUGUGCUCGACCUUGCGCUGGAGGACGGGUACAAGGACACGACUUGGAUGGCGGAGGUGGUUGAUGCUGGGAACAAGGUCGGGAAGUUUUUCACGAAUGUGGACAAGUGCGACCCAAAGCUCUGUGCAGGGUUCAACAUCUGGUUAUACUCCUGGAUGCCCCGAGAUAAGCUUAAGGAAGUGAACUUUUGGGCUAUGGAAGGGUUCUCCACGAAGCAGGCGCACGAGCAGGCCAACCAGCAGCCACCAACUUUGUGGUGGGAGGCAUUCGGCUCCAAACACGACCUCCUCGCACCGCAAGCCAUCAAAUUGCUUGGCCAGACAAACUCCUUCGCCGCUUGCGAGCGAAAUUGGAGCUUGCAUGAGCUCAUCUAUGCCAGGAGGCGCAGAGAGCUCACGCCGGAGAGGAUGGCCAAGCUCGUGUACAACAGCUGGAAUGUCCGCCUUGUGAGGAGUAACCAGCAUGGCAGGGGGGUUAAUAUCCACAUCCCAUGGGUAGAUGACGUCCCGAUGGUUAAGGAGAUGGAGGAGUGGUACGCAGAUUGGCUGAAGCGUGUCCAGGGAGACGUGGUCGAGGAAGAGGUCGUCGUGGUGAUGCCGAUGAUGAGGAAGAUGAUUUUCGACUGCGGCGUACCUUCCAGCGCAACGAUGCGGUUGACGAGAGGCUGUGUGAGGAGGAGGACUCUGUUCUCAUCGGUACGCGGUAGUGUGAUACAACAGCUGGAAUGUCCGCCUUUUGAGGAGUAACCAGCAUGGCAGGGGGGAUGAUAUCCACAUCCCAUGGGCAGAUGACAUCCCGGUGGUAAAGGAGAUGGAGGAGUGGUACGCAGAUUGGCUGAAGCGUG